ACAGCUAAAAAUAGUCUAUAAUGAUCGGUCAGAGGAGUUCCGUGGAAAGUGUCCUAGAAAAAAUUAUAGCAAAAGUCGAAGCAGAAUCAAAUCAAAAAAAUACAGGUAUUAAGUUGACCAUAAAACGAAAACUCAAUAAUUCAAAACAUGAUUCGAAUAAAAGAGCGAAAUUACAUGAAUCCCUUGAUGAGGCGACACACUGUCGUAUUUGCUACGAUUCUUCUCACCAAUUACCCAUUACAUAUCCCUGCAAGUGUAAGGGAACCAUGGGUGCAAUCCAUUUGAAGUGUCUAGAACAUUGGCUAGAGGAAAGUAAUAGAAAUAGCUGCGAAUUAUGUGGACACCAGUUCGAGAUCAGACGAACUCCUCGUUACCAUGUUCUACAUUCUAUAUUAAUUUGGGUGUGUCUUAAUCAACAGCAACAUCAAUUGUAUGUUCGAAGUUUGAAGGCCGAUUUACUUCGGAGCAUUAUUAUUACGCCUAUGGCGAUAGGAUGUUCUUACAUUUGUAUAGUCGCGGCCGAUUUUUACGCCAAAAAUAAUUACGAUAGCUUUCCACCAGCGCGAUGGUCAACUUAUUUAUUAUUAGCUAUGAUGUCUCUGUUGCUCUUCUCUUAUUUUAUAUGGAUGUACAUGGCGAUACAGUAUCAUCAGAAGAUCUGGUUUUAUUGGUGGCAAAAGACAAGUACAGUAAGAGUUAUAUUGAAUCCAGAAAAUAGAACUUCAAUAAACUACAAGUCUAAUGUAUCACAAGUUUAACAAUUACUGAACACUUAUACCCGUAACAGUGAAUACUUUUACGAUAGUCAUUAGGAUGCUCUUCUUUUGAUUGAAAUUUUUCCUCGACUUAAUUGGGAUAUAUAUAUACGCACUUUGCUUCCAUCCGAAACUUUCUUCACCCAUAUCUAUAAAAUGAGGAAAUUAUAAUUUAAGAAAAAGAUUAUAAUAAAAAGGAAGAAAUUUUA
Bombus huntii is the source of this 964-nucleotide messenger RNA. RefSeq names its product E3 ubiquitin-protein ligase MARCHF3-like. The record is from RefSeq and is a predicted model, not a curated record. The transcript is spliced from 2 exons. The coding region runs from base 21 to 758 and encodes 245 amino acids. Lineage: Eukaryota; Metazoa; Arthropoda; Insecta; Hymenoptera; Apidae. Gene Ontology annotation, molecular function: zinc ion binding; ubiquitin-protein transferase activity. Gene Ontology annotation, biological process: protein ubiquitination.